This is a messenger RNA of Theobroma umbraticum, 2242 nucleotides long. Its product is annotated as lysM domain receptor-like kinase 3. NCBI's taxonomy places the organism in Eukaryota, Viridiplantae, Streptophyta, Magnoliopsida, Malvales, Malvaceae. The record is from RefSeq and is a predicted model, not a curated record. Gene Ontology annotation, molecular function: transmembrane receptor protein kinase activity; ATP binding. Gene Ontology annotation, biological process: protein phosphorylation; innate immune response.
UCACCGAAAUUUCAAACAUCUCCAGUCAACGGUCUCCAAUAUCUUCCAACUUCCUCCAGCUCUCUCCCUCUCUCCGAUUCUUAAACCCCCAAAAAUCCCAAUCUUAGGGUUUUCAAUUCCCGAAAUGUUACUAAAAUUGAUCUCAUUUUCAUUCUUUUUCAUCUCAGUUUCCUUAUUUUCAGUAGAAGCAAGAUGCACCAAAGGCUGCGAUGUAGCCGUAGCAUCGUACUACGUUUGGGACAAUGCAAACUUAACCUUCAUGUCGGAGGUUCUUAACUCGAGCCUUGUACCUUUCUCGACAACUAAUUUCGACACAAUCCUCGCUUACAACAAACAAGUUGCCAACAAAGACAGCGUCGAUGCUUCUACUAGACUCAACAUUCCGUUCCCUUGCGAUUGCAUCAACGACGAAUUCCUCGGCCAUGUGUUCCAAUUCAAAGUUAGGCCACGUGACACUUACGACAGGAUAGCCACCGUGUAUUAUUCGAAUUUGACGACGGUUGAAUGGUUGCAGCAGUUUAAUAGCUAUCCGCCUACUAAUAUACCAGAUACUGGGACGGUUAAUGUGACGGUGAAUUGUUCUUGUGGUGAUGCUGCGAUUUCGAAGGAUUACGGGUUGUUUAUUACGUACCCGCUCCGACCCGAGGAGACUUUAGAUACUGUGUUGACUCAGACGAAUCUAUCAUCUGAUUUAUCAGGGUUGGUGCAGAGUUACAAUCCCCAGGCGAAUUUCAGCGCAGGGACCGGCUUGGUGUUUAUUCCGGGCAAAGAUGACAAUAAUAGUUUUCGACCACUGAAAUCAAGCACAGGAAUUUCCGCUGGAGUUAUUGCUGGGAUAUCUGUAGCAGCAAUAGCAGUAUUGCUGUUGCUGGCAGUUGGUCUAUAUAUUAGAUUUUUCCGAAAGAAGGUAAAGGAAGCAACAUUACUUUCAGCAGCCUCCCAAGAUCCAUCUGUUCAAGCUGGGAAUGUUUCUGGAAGUAAAGAAGCACAAUCAACUGUGGUCAUUGCCGCUUCUCCUGGCCUUACUGGCAUUACUGUAGACAAAUCAGUUGAGUUCUCAUAUGAAGAACUUGCCCAGGCGACUGAUAAUUUCAGUAUGGCUAACAAGAUUGGUGAAGGUGGCUUUGGGGCUGUUUUCUAUGCAAACUUGAGAGGCGAGGAAGCUGCAAUCAAGAAGAUGGAUAUGCAAGCAUCCAAAGAAUUUCUAGCUGAAUUGAAGGUUUUAACACAUGUUCAUCACCUGAACCUGGUGCGCUUAAUCGGAUACUGUGUUGAAGGCUCUCUUUUCCUAGUUUAUGAAUACAUUGAGAAUGGCAAUCUUAGUCAGCAUUUGCGAGGCUCAAGCAGGGAGCCACUUCCUUGGUCUACUCGAGUGCAAAUUGCCCUUGACUCAGCCAGAGGUCUUGAAUAUAUCCAUGAGCAUACUGUCCCUGUUUACAUUCACCGUGACAUUAAAUCAGCUAAUAUAUUGAUAGACAAAAAAUUCCAUGCAAAGGUUGCAGAUUUUGGAUUAACAAAAUUGACUGAAGUUGGAAGUGCAUCACUACCCACACGUCUUGUUGGAACGUUUGGAUACAUGCCACCAGAAUAUGCUCAAUAUGGUGAUGUUUCUCCUAAGGUAGAUGUAUAUGCCUUUGGGGUUGUGCUCUAUGAACUUAUCUCUGCUAAAGAAGCUAUUGUCAAGGAAAAUGGCUCUGUUGCUGAAUCGAAGGGUCUUGUUGCUCUGUUCGAGGAUGCUCUGAAUGAGCCCGAUCCUAAAGAAGGGCUUUGCAAACUUAUUGAUCAGAGGCUUGGAGAUAAUUACCCACUUGACUCUGUGUUCAAGAUGGCUCAGCUAGCCAAAGCUUGUACACAAGAAAAUCCUCAACUACGACCGAGCAUGAGGUCUAUAGUGGUUGCCCUCAUGACUCUCUCGUCGUCAACAGAGGAUUGGGAUGUUGGUUCUUUCUACGAAAAUCACGCUCUUGUCAACCUCAUGUCAGGACGAUAGAGAGAAUGCAUUGCAAAGGUAUUUUUGUUGCGAAUUACACUACAGCCAUUUCCAGAUGUUUGUAAAUGUAAUCGUUGAGAUUACUUCUUGAUAUGUCGCAUGAAAUCAUUAUUUUUUAAAAAAAAAAUUACAUACAAGACGCAUUUUUUUGCUAGGUGUUCUUCAAAUAUCCGAUGAAAAUAAAAUCAAUGUAACUAUAGGAAAAUUGAUAUAUGUACUACUGAUUUAAAGUAUGGAAUUUCUUUUAUUAUA